AACCUAUGCCAGCUACUAAGAAUAUUAAAUAUUCACUCUUCAAUUUUCUGACUGACUGUUAAAAUCUUAACCACAAAAUGGGAGUUUCUGAUUACUUGAGGCCGGAACAUGGAUAUGCAAUGUUGGUUGUCAUUUACACCAAUCUAAUGCUUGUAUAUCUGAUGUUACAAGUUGGAAAAUACCGGAAGAAAGCAAAUAUAAAGUAUCCAGCAAUGACUUCAAAGACUGAUCAUCUCUUCAAUUGUUACCAACGAGCUCAUCACAAUACAUUGGAAUGGUUGCCAAUAUUUUACUCUCUUUUUGUGCCGUCAGCGAUUGUUUACCCGGUUUAUGCUUCAAUACUUGGAGCGCUUUUUGUCACUUCCCGUUUCCUGUAUGCUUGGGGUUACUACACUGGUGACCCUGCAAAGAGAAACUGGGGUACCUGGGGAGAGCUUGCCGUUCUCCUCCUGCUUUUCAUGGUUGGCUACAUAACUCUCGGCCAGUUCGGAAUUGUGUAAAAAUAACAAAAUGAUGAAAAAAAGUGAAGAUUGAUCUCUUUUUGUGCCCAAUACAGAUUUUUUAGUGACUUCAUUUACUGUUUUUAUCAUUUAUAAACUUGUUAAUUAGCUAGGCUUGGGUGACUGGAUUAGAAUUGUCUCAUAUUUUCUUUGGGCUAAAUUGAAUUGGAAUUAAUUUCAUAAUAAUUGUUUUUAUAUUGAUUUUUCAUGAUA
Molecule: messenger RNA, 713 nt
Organism: Styela clava
Lineage: Eukaryota; Metazoa; Chordata; Ascidiacea; Stolidobranchia; Styelidae
Source: RefSeq, a predicted model, not a curated record